AUAUUGGAAAUAACUCUCCUCGACCUCCUAGAUAAAAUAAGCUUCUCUUGAAGCUCUGCUUUCACAUUUGGAGAUCGUUUCGUCAAAACAUGGCGUUCCAAUCUGGGUUUUAUCCUCUCUCGACGACUCCUUCUCCUACCAAUGUCGUAGAACGGAUGAAAGGCGCUUGUCAUCUCCUCGUCUCCGCUGUUCUUGGUACCAUUAUAUCCGCAAACUUGAUCUUCUUCUUCGCACUAGUUGGCACGUUGUUAGGGGCAUUUACGGGAGCUUUGAUAGGCCAAGAAACAGAGAGUGGGUUCAUCAGGGGAGCAGAGAUUGGAGCCUUUUAUGGAGCUGUUCUCUCCAUCGAGGUUUUUCAAUCAUCGAUCCAUCUUUGGAGAUCCGACGAGUCAUGCCUUGUCUACUUGCAUCAUGUCGUUGUUAGUCUUCUAAGCGGGAGACUCGUACGGGAGCGCAUAGGUCCUGCUAUACGGCAGCGUAUAAGUCUACUCGAGAUAGGAGGCUCAACGUUGACAAUCACUGGCAACAAUAACACCCAUGGUUCUGAGAACGGAGAAUCCUGUUCCAUUUGUCUUCAGGAUUACCAACUUGGUGAAAUAGUUAGAAUCUUGCCUAAUUGUCGUCACAUGUUUCACUUACCUUGUAUUGACAGUUGGUUCCUUGAGCACCGUUCUUGUCCAUUAUGUAGACGUGACUUUUAACUCUCUCUCUCUCUCUCUCUCUCUCUUCGUAACUUUCUUGUAACUUGCAGUUUCUUUUUUUUUUGUUGUUGCUUAUAACAGUUGCCUUUUACAUCCCCUCAGAGUUACUACUAGCAGUCUAAUUUACCGCAGGAGGUAUCUUCUUAAUGUUAUGCUUAGCAGAUGAACGUUGCUCUUCACCGUAUUCACUUCGUGGAAAUCCGUGUCUCUCAGUUGGCGGUCGUUUCCUUAAUGCUGCCGUUCCUUCACCAGGUUCACCCUUCCGUCGAGUUCCCGUAAAGGAGUUAACAUCUCGACACCAAAGCCCCCAUUCCGCCUCCCUCCUUUGCAUUGUCACUUCAUCUCAAAUCAACCGCCGCAGCCCCUCCACCAGCGACUCAACCCCCCUCCAUAUACCUCAGGCGACAACUUUUUCACUGAUGCAUCCUGCCGUUUCAUUGUCAGCCGUCGAGUGUCAGACUACUGGGUUCACAUAGCUCAAAUUUGUGUUGGUUUGCUUGAUUUAGAAAUGUUACAUGUUUUUUCAGCCAGUAAAAGCCACACAAUCUCUACUUCA
Messenger RNA from Brassica oleracea var. oleracea, 1257 nucleotides. RefSeq names its product NEP1-interacting protein 2-like. NCBI's taxonomy places the organism in Eukaryota, Viridiplantae, Streptophyta, Magnoliopsida, Brassicales, Brassicaceae. Bases 90 to 701 code for a protein of 203 amino acids. The record is from RefSeq and is a predicted model, not a curated record. The transcript has 4 exons.